AAAAGAUGCAGAUGUCUUUUGUGUUAUAUCUGAUUUUGACAAUCCAAACUAUUUCGAUGUUGCUGGCAUGGAAAACGAAACACAGUUUGAUACGAUGUAUCUUUUAAUUAAAUUCGCUAAUCAUUUAUCGUGGACUAAGGAUGAUAAAGCGGAUGGUGAUAAAGAUAAAAUGAAACCGAUUUUUCUCGCCGAUGGUUUGUUGGCUAUGGAUAUUCUUUUCUCUUUAUCCAAAAAUUUACCUAAGGACGGCUUUUUCUGUCCCUCACCCAUUGAAGCUAUUUCGAAAUCUGUACUGGGAGAUCAUUUAAACGUGCGAUUUAAUCAAAUAAAUGAGGUGCGAGUCUGGGCUGCGAAUGAUAGAGUGUUUCACGUCGAGGUGGAAAAACCUAUUAUAAUAACCGACUCCGUUGGUGACGGAUCGAAUACGCUGUGCGAUCAGAAGAUAAUAAGCAAAGAGACUCUGCAAACAUUGAAAUUGGACUAUACUCAAUUCAAUUCUACGUGGAUGAGGAAAGAAUUUAUUGAAAAGGUGGCGUCAUAUGCCGCACGGAAUCCUUACGGAUGUAUUUAUAAGGCAGCUGAAUUCGCCAAAAGUUUGAAACAAAUCUGGAAAGCACGUACCGGCGGGACUAAAGUUUGCAGCAACAUGGGCGUCAUUAGUGACGGCUCGAUUGGCACUGCCAAAGGAUAUCCGUAUGUACUGCCAUUGAUAUUUAGUGGUAAUACUUGGGCGGUUAAUAAAUGCUACGAAGAUAACUCGUAUUUAAAACAAGAAAUGAAAAGAAUUAAUAAAGCCGUAGAAGAGGAACAUAAAAAGCUUAUUCCAUAUUGUAAGAAGUUUCUGGAAGAGAAUGUAAUUAAUUUAGGUUUCGUUUCGGGCGACAAUGUUACUAGCAGCUACUGUGAAGAAAACAGCUCCCACUGUUUAUUGCAGAGGACGUCGAGAACAUAAUAUUUGUGUUGUUGUUCAAUAUUUCUCCGAUAUUUAUUUGUAGAAGUUAUUAAUAUUAUUCAAUAAAUAUUGCUCUAUGGUCGUACAAGA
Papilio polytes (common Mormon) is the source of this 1042-nucleotide messenger RNA. RefSeq lists its product as uncharacterized. The record is from RefSeq and is a predicted model, not a curated record. Lineage: Eukaryota; Metazoa; Arthropoda; Insecta; Lepidoptera; Papilionidae. The transcript has 5 exons. The coding region runs from base 68 to 952 and encodes 294 amino acids. Gene Ontology annotation, molecular function: oxidoreductase activity, acting on the CH-OH group of donors, NAD or NADP as acceptor.